Parastagonospora nodorum SN15 is the source of this 2247-nucleotide messenger RNA. RefSeq lists its product as hypothetical. NCBI's taxonomy places the organism in Eukaryota, Fungi, Ascomycota, Dothideomycetes, Pleosporales, Phaeosphaeriaceae. The transcript has 3 exons. The record is from RefSeq and is a predicted model, not a curated record. Gene Ontology annotation, molecular function: oxidoreductase activity. The coding region runs from base 1 to 2247 and encodes 748 amino acids.
AUGUCUGGCCUGGGCUGUGCCCGCCAACUGGAGGCUAUAUUCGCACAGUUAGGUGAUGAUCUCGCAAUCAAUGGUGGCGAGCGUCCACCAAAGAUCAUCAUCCUGGAAGCUCGUCCACGAAUCGGCGGUCGUGUCUACUCGCAUCCAUUUCUCAACCAGUCAGGGUCUACUUUACCGCCUGGCCAUCGCUGUACAGCUGAGAUGGGUGCCCAAAUCGUUACUGGCUUUGAACACGUCGUGGAACAAACGCAAGAUGCAUUAGUCGAGAAGCUGUACAACGAUGUCUUGGAGCGCGCGAGCAUAUAUCGCAAUAAGCCUGCGACCCAAAGAACUGUCGAGGGAGAUCGAAAUCUCAUUUUAUUCGGUCGCGAACCUACAGACAACGGGGGACCGUCUAUCGCCGAGCUCGAACAAUCGAAUACCCCACUAGCGGCCAACGACAAAAGCACGGCUUCUACAACAGAAGAGAAGCCCACGUCGGGUGUGGAGAAGCUAGCAGGAAGGGCUUACCAAUUGAGCACAGGCUUCAAUGCGGGCAUAACAGCAGCAGAGGCGGUACAGAGCUUGGGAUGGUCACUGAAGCCUGGUGUAUCGAAGGCCCAGUCAGUAAAUCUCGACGCGAUCGCGCAUGACUCUGAAUAUCCAACACUGGGGAAGACCAUGGACGAAGGUUUGAAGCAAUACCAAAACCUCGUCGAUAUGAAGCCCCGAGACAUGCGCCUCCUGAAUUGGCAUCACGCCAACCUCGAAUACGCAAAUGCUGCAAGUGUAAAUCAGCUCAGCCUCAGUGGUUGGGACCAAGAUAUGGGCAACGAAUUCGAAGGACAACACACCGAAGUCAUUGGUGGCUACCAACAGGUCCCCCGCGGGUUGUGGCAGGCUCCCAGUCAGCUCGAUGUUCGAUUUAAGACGCCGAUCAAAUCUAUAAAAUACAAUACCGAAGAACAGCAACUCGGAAAGGCAGUACGAAUCGAGUGCAGCAAUGGUGAGGUUUUCGAAGCAGACAAAGUUGUCAUCACAACUCCGCUCGGUGUGCUGAAGUCCGGGUCCGUCACGUUCCAACCACCACUUCCAGAUUGGAAGCAGGGUGUGAUCGAACGUAUGGGAUUCGGCCUCCUGAACAAGAUUAUACUUGUUUACGAGAAAGCAUUCUGGGAAGCGGAUCGAGACAUGUUCGGCUUGCUCAACGACGCCGAAAUCGAGGCUAGUCUGCGACCAGAAGACUAUACCAAGAAGCGAGGGCGGUUCUAUCUGUUCUGGAACUGUCUAAAGACAAGUGGCAAGCCCGUGCUGGUAGCUCUCAUGGCAGGCGAGUCUGCACAUCACGCGGAAACGAGCUCGAACGACCAGCUUGUAAAAGAAGUCACCGACCGCCUCGAUUCAAUGUUCGCACCCAACACAGUGCCCCUGCCGACAGAAGCCAUUGUCACACGUUGGAAGAAGGACCCAUAUGCCUGCGGAAGUUACUCGUACGUCGGGCCGAAAACACAAGCUGGUGAUUACGAUGUCAUGGCACGACCACAUGGCCCACUGCACUUUGCUGGAGAAGCAACUUGUGGUACGCACCCCGCGACUGUGCACGGUGCAUACUUGUCCGGCUUGCGUGCUGCUGCGGAGGUUGCUGAAGCUAUCAUGGGGCCCAUCAAGGUGCCUCAGCCUCUGGUGGAGAAGAAGACGAUCAUCAAACUUGAAUCUCCAACAACGGCUGCUUUCGACGGAAAACGCAAGAUGGGGCCCGCUGUGCUGCCGACACAACAAGAAAACAAAUCGGGGCGAGUACGCCGUGAUGAGGACUACGAGGCUGCGAUCAUUGGCGCGAUAUUGGAGCAGAUUGGCGAGCGUCCGAUCAAGCCAGGCCGCUCGGGCGUAAAUCCGUUCCUGCUCUACACCAAGGACUUCUGGUAUAUUUGCAAGAAAGAAUGCGACGAAGCAAGGCGAGCUGCAAGCGGCAACCCUGAGGCAAAGGCCUCCAAGCAGGAAAUCCGAACUGCCAUUGGCUUCAAGUGGCGCACGGCAACAGAGGAUGUCAAGAAGCCAUAUAUGGACCAGGCGACUAAUGCACGAGAAGACGCAACAGCGAAUGCAGCAAACUUCAAAGAGCAGGUCGCAACCUGGGACAAGGAAGCUGCGCGCAUACGAACGGAGUACAUCUUGAAGAACCCACCAGAGAGUGGAAACGAGGAUCUGAUCCUGAACAGCCGCACAGCAAUCGAGCUUGGAGCAGGCAAGCGAUUACGGAGACUAUGA